AUUCACAACACCAGUCACUGCAGUGGUGUACGCGGCACGGCAGCCUUCCUCAACUUCCGUCUAGCAGGUUCGAGAUUCGUCCAAAAUUCGUGAUCGCCUUGGCUCUGAUUGGCGCCUCGGGGACUCGGGCGCCAUGUUGACAGCGAUCUCCCGAUGACCAACACCACGCUCGCCUGCUGGGGUGGCGACGUACGUAUGCUGUCGUCUGCCUGUUUUUGCUCUAUAUAAAAUGGCUGCCGGUGGCCUUUCUCAUUUAUCUCUCAUCAUCUCGUCUCAUCUAUCAUCUUAUUCUACACACCAUCAUCACACAAUCCAUUAACCACUCAACAAUCAUGCCUUCAAUACGCUACGUCAACCAGAGCGCUCCCUUUUGGGAUUUUGUUGCCAAUCUCGAGCAGCAAGGCCAGGCACACCCCUUCUUUGCCGCUCAGCAAGGACGUGAAGCAGGUGAAGAACGCGAAACAUCUGGAGACGAGCAGCCGUUCGGACCUUGGGGUCAUCCUUGGGCUCGUCGCGGUGGACCUCGUGGUCCUUACCGACACCGCGGACCUCCUCCUCCUCCCGAAGCACCCGCUCAGCCUGAAGGGCCUCCUGCUCCAUAUACGCCGGGCGAGGGUCCUUCUGACGCGCCACAACCCCCCCACCACGAGCAUCCUGACCACGAACAUCCCCGUCAUGAGGGACCACCACAUCACCGAGGCUGCGGCGGACGACGUGGCCGUGGAUUCGGUGGUCGUGGAGGCAUUGGAGGCUUUGGCGGCCCCUGGAUGGGCGGGCCGUUCAACCUCGCUAGUCUGGCCACCCAACUCUUCGGCCAGGACAACGAAGGCGAAACCAAGGACGCCUCUUCCGACGAUUUCAAGCCUGAAGCCGACGUGUUCGACACCGAGUCUGCCUUCGUGAUCCACGUCUCACUCCCCGGAGCCAAGAAAGAGGAUGUCGGCGUAAACUGGGACGCUGAAAAGAGCGAGGUCAGCAUUGCUGGAGUCAUCUACCGACCGGGUGACGAGGAGUUCUUGAAGACUCUUGCUUUGGACGAGAGGAAAAUUGGCGCCUUCGAGCGGAAGGUUCGCCUUGGAAGCCGUGCCAAUCCGGCUCAGGUCGAUGCGGACAUGAUCACCGCGAAGCUCGAGGAUGGUAUCCUGCGAGUCGAAGUCCCGAAACAGGAUCGUGAUUAUGUCGAGAUCAAGAAGGUCGACAUCGAGUAGGGAUCUUAGCAAUGGACUUGAGGAAUUAGGAAGGAUCUAGGGGCAA
Messenger RNA from Mytilinidion resinicola, 1254 nucleotides. Its product is annotated as HSP20-like chaperone. The coding region runs from base 333 to 1208 and encodes 291 amino acids. Gene Ontology annotation, biological process: response to heat; protein folding; response to hydrogen peroxide. NCBI's taxonomy places the organism in Eukaryota, Fungi, Ascomycota, Dothideomycetes, Mytilinidiales, Mytilinidiaceae. The transcript has a single exon. The record is from RefSeq and is a predicted model, not a curated record.